AUGGCGGGGACAAGUGCGGAGGGGGAGGAAACAAGCAUGACUCACCCUAUACCCGAUGGGGAUCUUGUGAGCAUGAUGGCCCGUAUGAUGAAGGAAUUCAAACAAGAGAUGAUGAUCCAAAUGGAUGUGCGAGCAAAAGAAUCCAUUGCUCAAUCAAAAGAAUCCGAAGCCCGCAUGCUUGCCGCCCAAAACACUUUAUUUGAGGAGUUCAACACUUGGAAGGGAGAGCGGGGGACGAGGCCUCCCACUCCUAUGGGCAAUUUUGUGCCUAAUGAGGUCCCGGAGGAAAAUGUUGAAGAGGAGGAGUAUGAGGGGUGGCAAGGAGGGAAUGUUCGGGAUAGGGUUAACAAUUUGGAGAAUGGAAGGAGGGAUAGGUAUUAUGAGGAGGAGCCCCGACCAAGGUUUGAUGAUCCGUCCAAGACCUUGAAACACAACCUUCCCGAAUUCCAUGGAAAGUUCGAUCCCGAAGCCUACUUGGAGUGGGAAUCUCAAGUGGAGAAAAUCUUUUCCCUCCACAACUAUUCCGAGGGAGAUAAGGUGAAGAUUGCUUUGGCCGAAUUUAGGGGUAAUGCUAACACUUGGUGGAAUGAUGUGUUGAGAAAGAGGAGGAUAGCUAGGAUGGGAGAGGUGCGAUCAUGGGAUGAGUUGUGCCGAAUCAUGAAGGAGUCCUUUGUACCGAGGUCCUAUUAUCUCAAGCUUCGUGGGGAGCUUCAAGACCUAAGGCAAGGAUCCAUGAGUGUGAUGGAUUACUACUAUGAACUUCUUGCUUUGAUGAACAAGAUUGGAGUAAAUGAAUCGGAGGAAACCACUCAAGACCGUUUCAUCCAUGGUCUCAACACGUCCUUGAAGCAUAAAGUCCAAAUUGAGGCUUUGAGGGGAAUCACAUUGGGGGAAGUACUAAGUUUUGCCGAGACUUUUGAGAGGCAAGGUAAAGAGGUGGCUCUUAGCAAGGCAAGAGUGGCUUCUAGUCAAACCGGGAUGGGAGGAAACAAGUGGAGUACCCCUUCCAAAAAGAUGGAGAGCUCACCUAUUACUCAAGGCAAAGCACCAUACAAGGGAUCUCCAAGCUCAAGUCCACAAGUUACCAAGAGCCCUUCCUCAACGGAGAGUAGCAAGGUACAAUGCUUCAAGUGUAAGGGCUAUGGUCACUAUGCUCGUGAGUGCCCCAACCAAAGAGUCAUGGUUAUUGGGCAAGAUGGUAGCGUGCAUAGUGAGGAUGAGGAAGACGUGGUGGUAGAAGACAAGGAGGCGAGUGUAGAGCCACGAAUGUCAUAUUCUAGUGGAGAAGAAGAGGAUGAGGGGUCAAAAUCCUUAGUGAUGCUAAGGAUGCUCAAUGUACAACCCGAUCUUGAGGAGCAUAAAGAACAAAGGUGCAACAUCUUCCAUAUGAAUUGCAAGGUAUACUCUAAAACUUGUUUGGUGAUUAUUGAUGGAGGUAGUUGUGCUAAUGUGGUGAGUGAACAAUUGGUGGCCAAGUUGGGGUUGAAGGUUGACAAACACCCCAAUCCUUACAAGCUUCAAUGGCUAGGGGAGUCCGGGGAGCUAAAAGUGAAGGAUCAAUGUCUCGUUCCUUUGAAGAAUGGUGUCUUUGAGGAUGAGGUGAUGUGUGAUAUCAUUCCAAUGACGGCUUGUCAUGUGUUGUUGGGAAGGCCUUGGGAGUUUGAUAGGAGGGUGUAUAAGAAUGGUUUCACCAAUGAAUAUUUCUACAUGGUGAAUGGUUUGAAGGUUAGGUUGAAGCCCCUCUUACCUAAGGAUGUGUUUGAGGCACACCAACAUCUACAAAGGGAAAGGGAAAGGGAUAGAGAGAAAAGGCUUGUGAGUGAGGGUUGCUUGUUAGCUAGGACUCCCGACCUUGGGUGGGCACUAAAAAGCCGUUCAACCAUUCUCCUCAUGGUCCGGAACGAUUUAUGUUUAAAUACUAACACUAAUCCUUGUCCUUUGUUGAUUGAAAGUGUUUUGCAAGGUUUCAAGGAUGUCUUCCCGGACGAGCUUCCAAACAAGCUCCCACCCGUGAGAGGGAUUGAGCACCAAAUUGAUUUUGUACCGGGAUCCUCUCUUCCCAACCGGGCGGCAUAUAAAGCAAACCCAAAGGAGACUCAAGAACUUCAAAGGCAAAAGGAUGGAACUUGGAGAAUGUGCGUGGAUUGUAGAGCCAUCAAUAAGAUCACCAUUAAGUAUAGGCACCCUAUACCUAGGUUAGAUGAUAUGCUUGAGGAUCUAUGUGGCUCUCAUUGUUUCUCCAAAAUUGAUUUAGCAAGUGGGUACCACCAAAUUCGCAUGAAAGAAGGGGAUGAAUGGAAAACCGCUUUUAAAACCAAAUUUGGCUUAUAUGAAUGGCUUGUUAUGCCUUUUGGAUUGACUAAUGCUCCUUCCACUUUCAUGCGUUUGAUGAAUCAUGUGCUUCGUCCUUUCAUUGGAAAAUUUGUGGUGGUGUAUUUUGAUGAUAUCUUGAUUUAUAGUAAGAGUGUAGAAGAGCAUGCUAAUCAUCUUAGGGAUGUGCUUGAAGUGUUGAGAAUGCAUGCCUUAUAUGCCAAGUUAUCCAAAUGCACUUUUUGUGUUGAUGAGGUUGUUUUUCUUGGAUUCGUUGUGGGGAGGGAUGGUGUGAAAGUAGAUGAGGAGAAAGUGAAGGCGAUUAGGGAGUGGCCUACACCCAAGAGUGUGAGUGAAGUUCGAUCUUUCCAUGGUCUUGCAAGCUUCUAUAGGAGGUUUGUGAGGGAUUUUUCUACUAAGGCAUCUCCCCUUAAUCACCUUGUGAAAAAGAAUGUGGAGUUUAAGUGGGGAGAGGAGCAAGAAAGAGCUUUUAACACCUUAAAAAAUGACCUUACUCAUGCUCCUUUGUUAGCCCUUCCCAAUUUUGACAAGACUUUUGAGCUAGAGUGUGAUGCUAGUGGAGUGGGGGUAGGAGGAGUGCUCAUGCAAGAGGGGAAGCCCAUAGCCUAUUUUUCCGAAAAGCUUGGCCAAGCCCAAUUAAACUACCCCACAUAUGACAAGGAGUUGUAUGCUAUAGUGAGGUGUUUAGAGAAUUGGCAACAUUACCUCAUGCAUAGGGAGUUUGUAAUACACACCGACCAUGAAUCCAUUAAGUUCCUAGGGGGACAACAUAAACUUGAUAAAAGACAUGCUAAGUGGAGUGCUUUUCUAGAAACUUUCCCUUAUGUGAUCAAAUAUAAGAAGGGGAAGGAAAAUGUUGUUGCCGAUGCCCUUUCUAGGAAGCCUCAUGCUCUUUCAAUGCUUGUUGUGUGUGCUUCAAAGUAUGUUGGCUUUGAGUUCAUUAAGGACUUAUAUAGACAUGAUCACGAAUUUGCCACUAUUUUUGAAGCAUGUGAAAAAGGAUCUUUUGAUAAAUAUUAUAGGAUGGAUGGUUACUUGUAUAAAGAGAAUAAGCUUUGCAUUCCUAAUUGCUCUCUUCGUGACUUGUUGAUUAAGGAAUCUCAUUUGGGAGGCUUGAUGGGGCACUUUGGGGUGUCAAAAACUUUUGACAUUUUGAGUGAACAUUUCUCUUGGCCUUGUAUGAAGAAACAUGUUGAGAAAUUUUGUGGUCAAUGCAUAGAGUGUAGGCAAGCCAAGUCUAAGUCUAGUAACUUUGGGCUUUAUACUCCUUUACCUAUACCUACACAACCUUGGGUGGACAUUUCCAUGGAUUUCGUGCUAGGCCUACCCAUGUCUUCUCGGAAGAAUGAUAGCAUUUUGGUAGUAUUGUCUCCAUUUGAAGUUGUAUAUGGAUUUAACCCCCUCACCCCGUUGGAUUUGUCCGCGGUGGAUUUGCCUUUGUCAAUUAUGCCUCUAGAAGAUCGAAAAAGGGCAUCAAAAGGUGAAUUUCCGGAAGCUGGAAGUGAAGGGACGCGCAGCGGGCCGCUGGAACAAGUGCAGAGGUCUCUGCAAAGACUCCAGAAGGCUCUGACACUCUCCAGCGGUUGCUACACCCUUGCCAGCGACCGCUGGGAAAACGCGGCGCGUGACAUCUGUCUUCAAACUCAAUUUGCCGGCGAUACUGAAGUCCAAUCAUGGCGUUCUACACACCAUUCUCUUUGUCUUGAAAAGCGAUUAAAGAUGGUACCAAGAUCACCUCUAUCGUAG
Molecule: messenger RNA, 4077 nt
Organism: Salvia hispanica
Lineage: Eukaryota; Viridiplantae; Streptophyta; Magnoliopsida; Lamiales; Lamiaceae
Source: RefSeq, a predicted model, not a curated record